UCUACCACUUCCCGAAUACAAUGUCCAAGCCAGCCAUCGGAUUCGUCGGCCUAGGAGCCAUGGGCUUCGGCAUGGCCACCCACCUCGUGAAAGAAGGCUACGCCGUGCACGGCUACGACGUCUUCCCGGCCUCGAUCGAGCGCUUCAGCGCAGCUGGAGGCAUCCCCGCGGCGUCGUUGCGCGCCUCCGCCGAAGACAAACCCUUCUACGUAUGCAUGGUCGCCUCAGCACCGCAAGUCGAGAGCGUGCUCUUCGACUCGGAGGACGGAAUCGCCCAAUCCCUCCCACGAAACGCAACCCUCCUCAUAAUGUCCACCAUUCCCGCCAGCACAGCACAAUCCCUCACCGAACGCCUCCACACCACGCACAAUCGACCAGACAUCCACGUCGUCGACGCCCCCGUCUCAGGCGGCGCCAAGCGCGCCGCAGACGGCACCCUUUCGAUAAUGGCCGGCGGAACAACGGCCGCGCUCGAGGCCGCCACGCCGCUCCUCUCCACCCUUUCCGCCCCCGGCAAGCUAUACCUCGUACCCGGCGGCAUCGGCGCGGGAAGCAACAUGAAGAUGGUGCACCAGGUGCUAGCGGCGAUCCAUAUCCUAGGCGCCAGCGAAGUGCAGGGCCUCGCGGCGCGGCUGGGGCUCGAUGCGCACGCCACGGCUGAGAGGAUCAUUCGCGGGCCCGGGGCGGCGUGGACGUGGAUGCAUGAGAACCGGUCGCCGAGGAUCCUGGGUGGUGAGUCCGAGUGGAAGCCGGGCGUUUCGGCCGUUACCAUUAUUUUGAAGGAUGCGGGCAUAAUCACGACCUCGGCUCGCGAACACCACUUCCCGACACCGCUGUGCACAACAGCCGAGCAGAUCUACCUCUCUGCGCUGCUGCAGGGGUACGGAAGCCACGAUGACGCCGCGCUAGUGAGGCAGUAUUUCGGUGGUGCGGUGGCGGAGGUGGAUGCCGCUGGUUUAGCUGCCGAGGAGAAGGAGGAGCGCACGAGGCUCGUGCUUGAUCUGAUGGAGGCCGUCAAUCUGGUUGCGGCGGCUGAGGCUAUUGCGUUUGCGCGGUUCCUGGGCGUGGAUCUGCACCAGUUCUAUGGGCUUGUUCGUGAGGCUGCGGGCGGUAGUAGGGUGUUUGUUACGCAGGGACUGGAGAUGAUUGAGGGCCGCGUCGCGGAGAAGGCGCCGGCUGGGGCGGAGACGGUCGAUGCGCUUGUUGCGCGCUUGGAGGCUGCUGUGCAGAGGGCUAGGGAUUUGCAUUGUCCGUUGUAUUUGGGGAAUGCGGCGUUGGGGGUGUUGUCCUUGGCUAGGAGGGCGGGGUUGGGUGCUUUUAGUUCUACGGCUGUUGUGGGCUUGUAUGACGGGGUGCUGGGGAAGUUAUGA
Aspergillus homomorphus CBS 101889 is the source of this 1370-nucleotide messenger RNA. RefSeq names its product putative oxidoreductase. The transcript is spliced from 3 exons. Bases 21 to 1370 code for a protein of 449 amino acids. Lineage: Eukaryota; Fungi; Ascomycota; Eurotiomycetes; Eurotiales; Aspergillaceae. The record is from RefSeq and is a predicted model, not a curated record. Gene Ontology annotation, molecular function: NADP binding; NAD binding; oxidoreductase activity.